Quercus lobata is the source of this 876-nucleotide messenger RNA. Its product is annotated as chloroplastic import inner membrane translocase subunit TIM22-2-like. The transcript has 5 exons. Gene Ontology annotation, biological process: protein insertion into mitochondrial inner membrane; protein targeting to chloroplast. The coding region runs from base 76 to 711 and encodes 211 amino acids. Gene Ontology annotation, molecular function: transmembrane protein transporter activity. NCBI's taxonomy places the organism in Eukaryota, Viridiplantae, Streptophyta, Magnoliopsida, Fagales, Fagaceae. Gene Ontology annotation, cellular component: TIM22 mitochondrial import inner membrane insertion complex; chloroplast envelope. The record is from RefSeq and is a predicted model, not a curated record.
UACUACUUUGUACAAUAUCAGAUUCGAUAUUCUCCUACUGUGAGGAAUUAGAUAGCGAAACACGGAGAGAGAGCUAUGGCGACUACAAAUUCUCCAAAGCCCGACUCCGAGUCCGAAAUCGAGACCAAUCCAAACCCGAACCCUAACCCUAAUUCCUCAAACGCAUUAGUCCCUACUCCCAAUGGCUCCGCCGUCUGCCUCAUGAGGUUCGCCGGCGACUCCCUCGGCGGCGCCUUCAUGGGCUCCAUCUUCGGCUACGGUGCGGGAUUGAUUAAGAAGAAAGGCUUUAAAGGAUCUUUUGGAGAGGCAGGAUCUUCUGCAAAGACAUUUGCAGUUUUGUCUGGAGUACACAGUUUGGUUGUCUGCAUUUUGAAGAGGCUCCGGGGAAAAGAUGAUGUUAUUAAUGCUGGAGUGGCAGGCUGUUGCACUGGUCUUGCUCUAAGUUUCCCAGGUGCUCCCCAAGCACUUCUACAAAGCUGCCUCACAUUUGGUGCAUUCUCAUUUGUCCUUGAAGGGCUUAACAAGCAGCAGCCAGCACUUGCGGAACCAUUUUCGUUGAGAAAGAAAAGUGAGCAUUAUCACGUACAUCCAUCUUUGGCACUUCCCCUUCAACUUCAGCUCCCUCUUCCAGAUGAAAUGAAAGGGGCGUUCUCCGCUUUUUGCAUGUCUUUGAAGAACCGUAAGAGGAGCAGUUUUCCCACAUCUCACUGAGAAAUUUCGGGAUGUAUUUUUGAUCUUCUGCAGAUCUCUAGGUCCCCCGUUCUUUUUCUUCUUCUUUUUGGAAAGACAUGGUCAUGUUGUAAACUGUAAAUUUAUAGUUGCAAUUCUAAUAUUCGUUGUGAAUUGAGCUAUAAAUUGCGACUUAGUUCUCGAUUU